Molecule: messenger RNA, 8699 nt
Organism: Xenopus laevis (African clawed frog)
Lineage: Eukaryota; Metazoa; Chordata; Amphibia; Anura; Pipidae
Gene: pcdh15.S
Product: protocadherin-15
Exons: 38
Coding region: 34-6675 (2213 amino acids)
Source: RefSeq, a predicted model, not a curated record
UCCAGGUCUGCCCCGAGUGAAGUUUGACGGAAAAUGUUACUGAAGUUUUGGAACUGCAUAGCUUUUCUUAUAAUAUUUGAGACAUCUUUUAAACGGGCCUUGGCACAGAGUGAAGAUGACUGGCAAUAUGAGGAUUGUAAACUGGCCAGAGGCGGCAUACCUGCGACUAUAGUUGCCAUUGACGAAGAAAGCAGAAAUGGCACAAUAAUUGUGGACAGUAUGCAAAUCAAAGGGACAGCAGGAGUUCCAGAUGCCACUAUAGAACUUUCCUUGAAAGAUAAUACUGACUUCUGGGUCAUUUUAGAGGCAAAAACACAAAGGCUAUACCUUAACAGUACUGGAAGAGUUCUGGACAGAGAUCCGCCGUCAUCCAUCCAGUCCAUCGUUGUCCUUGUACAGUGCUUGAAUAAAAAAGUUGGCAGCAUCAUAAACCAUGAAGUAAGAAUAGUAGUGAGGGACAGAAAUGACAACUCACCACAGUUCCAAAUGCAGAAUUACAGAGCAGUUGUAAAUGAGCUAACACCAGUUGGAACAACAAUCUUUACUGGAUUCUCAGGGGAUAGAGGAGCUACUGAUAUAGAUGAUGGACCAAAUGGGCAGAUUGAAUAUGUUAUUCGAUACAACCCCAAUGACACUGCAUCAAAUCAAACCUUUGACAUUCCUCUCACAUUGUCUGGAGCAGUGGUAUUAAGGAGAAGGCUGAAUUAUGAAGAGAAGACUCGCUAUUUUGUCAUUGUUCAAGCCAAUGAUCGUGCUGCAAAUCCUAAUGAACGAAGAACCAGCACAACUACUCUGACAGUUGAUAUCCUAGAUGGUGAUGACCUAGGACCCAUGUUUCUGCCAUGCGUCUUAGUGAGCAACACUCGUGAUUGCCGCCCCUUAACUUACCAAGCGAGCAUUCCAGAACUCCGCAGUCCUGCAGCUGUAAACCCAGUCAAUGUCACGCCAACUAUUCAAGCUAUAGACCAGGAUCAGAACAUACAACCUGUCUCAGAUCGGCCUGGGAUUCUUUAUUCAAUUCUUAUUGGUACUCCCGCGGAUUAUCCAGAAUAUUUUUUUAUGAACCAGACUACGGCAGUGCUCAGACUACUGAAGCCAGUAAACCGAGAUUUGCACCAGAAAUUUGAUUUAGUGAUAAAGGCAGAGCAAGACAACGGGCACCCUCUUCCAGCAUUUGCAAACCUUCACAUAGACAUUUUGGAUGAGAAUAAUCAGGCCCCAUAUUUUACACUGUAUACAUAUGAAGGCUACAUAUUGGAGUCUUCACCAGUUGGAACAACUAUCUCAGACAGCCAAAAUUUAACUGCACCACUAAAAUUUUUAGCUCUUGAUAAUGAUAUUGAGGAGACAAAAGAUCCCCAACUAUAUCUCUACUUAAAUGCAUUUCAAACAGUUUUCUCUGUUACACCAACUGGAAUUACUCGUUACCUUACUUUACUUCAACCGGUUGACAGAGAGACCCAACAAACCUAUCAAUUCUCGAUGAUAGCUUCAGAUGGCACCCAAGAAAGCUUGCCAGUCACUGUGAACAUCAUAGUAAUAGAUGCAAAUGACAACACUCCAACUUUCUCCAACAUAUCUUACAAUGUCAAGAUUUAUACGGACAUGAAACCAGGAGAAAGCAUCAUCCGACUGAUAGCUCUUGAUGCAGAUGAAGGAAUUAAUGGACAGAUUACUUAUGAAAUCUUGGCUGGAUCUCAGGGAAAAUUUGAGAUUAAUGGAAGAACUGGUGUUAUCACAAUCUCCCCAGGAGUGUCAGUGUUGGUUGGAGAAACAUUUGCUUUAACUGUGAAGGCAUCCGACAACGCUCCUCUCAGUCAAAGAAGGAGUUCUAUCACCACAGUAUACAUUGAAGUUCUUCCACCAAACAACCAGAGCCCUCCACGCUUCUCACAGUUGUUGUAUACUCUUGAAGUUAGUGAAGCUAUGCGGAUUGGAGCCAUUUUAUUAAAUCUACAGGCUACUGAUAGGGAAGGAGACCCAAUUACAUACUUAAUUGAAAAUGGAGAUCCUCAGAAAGUCUUUAAUUUAUCUUUGAGUUCUGGACUUUUAAUGUUAGCAAAAGGUUUAGAUAGAGAAAGUACAGAUCGCUACAUUUUGAUAGUAACAGCGUCAGAUGGCAGAGCAGAUGGGACAUCAACUGCUACUGUUAAUGUGGUGGUGACAGAUGUGAAUGACAAUGACCCAGUCUUUGAUCUUUACCUGCCUAGAAAUCUCUCAGUCCUGGAGGAGGAAUUAAAUGCUUUUGUCGGUCAAGUAAGGGCAACAGAUCCUGAUGCUGGAGUCAAUGGCCAAGUCCGUUACAGCCUGGCAAAUCUAAACAAUAUUUUUCGUAUAACUGCCAACGGGAGUAUAUAUACAUCUGUAAAGCUUGACCGAGAAACAAAAGAUUAUUAUGAACUUAUUGUUGAAGCAACAGAUGGAGCAGCGGACCCACGGCGUAGUACAAUAACACUUGCAAUUAAAGUGAUUGACAUUGAUGACAAUAGCCCCCAGUUUACAAACUUCACUUAUUCUGUCUCUGUGCCAGAGAAUAUGAUUCCAGGCACGGUGUUCUUACGCGUACAGGCAAAAGAUGCUGAUCUUGGUGCUAAUAUUACUUAUCGGAUAAGAUCUCAGGAAGUUUUACAGCUCUUUGCAAUGAACCAGUCAACUGGGGAGUUGUCCCUUUUGAAACCUCUUGAUUAUGAGUCAUUCACAAACAUAGAGGCUGUUUACAUGUUUAUCAUUGAAGCAUUUGAUGUGACUGGGACUAUGCCCCCUGGACUUGCUACCGUAACAGUGAGAGUUAAGGAUAUGAAUGAUUACUCACCAGUAUUUACUAAAGCUCUGUAUUGGGGAAUGGUUGCUCCAGAUGCUCUCAAGGGCACCCUUGUUGCUACGGUUGCAGCUGAAGAUAAAGAUCCUCCGGGCACGCCUGCGAGCAAAGUUCGAUACAAGGUAGACGUGGUUCAGUUCCCGUACAGCGCCAGCAUAUUUGAUGUCGAAGAAAAUACUGGUCGUGUUUUAACCAGGGUAAAUCUCAAUGAAGAGCCCAGUACAAUUUUUAAGCUGGGUGUCAUCGCCUAUGAUGAUGGAGAUCCAGUGAAAUAUAACAGCACUACAGUGAUAAUAACAGUUUUGCAGCCAUCGGUUAUUCCUCGUUUCACACAAGAGGAAUACAGGCCGCUUCCUGUGAGUGAAUUGGCCCCACUUGGAUUAGUUGUAACAGUGGUAACAGCUGCUGCGCUUAAUCAAACUGUCGUGUAUUCAAUUGUCUCAGGAAAUGAUCAGGGAAUAUUUGCCAUUGAUAACAGCACCGGGGCUAUCACUGUUGCAAAGCCAUUGGACUAUGAAAACACAACAAGCUACGUGCUCAGAAUCCAAGCAGACUCAAUGGAAGUAACUAAAUAUAAUCUACGCGCUGCUUCGAAAAGUAACACAGCUAUGGUUUACAUUGACGUACAAGAUGAAAACGACCAUGCACCAGUAUUUUCCAAAAAAGUCUACCUGGGUGGAGUUUCGGAAGAUGCUCGAAUGUUUGCUUCAGUACUUAAAGUUAAGACUACUGAUAGAGAUACUGGUAACUACAGCUCCAACAAUUACAAGCUGGUAAUACCAACCAUGAAAGACAGCAAAGAAGGUUUCGUCAUUGAAAUUCACUCUGGUAUCAUAAAGACUGCAAUGCUGUUUAAAAACAUGAGAAGAUCGUACUUCAAGUUUAACGUGAUCGCAACUGACAAUUAUGGAAAGGGACAGAGCAGCACAGCAGAAGUUAUUGUUUCUGUGGUCAAUCAGUUGGACAUGCAGGUUAUUGUCUCUAAUGUUCCUCCGACGGUUAUUGAAGAAAAUAUAGAUGAUCUCAUAAGGAUCCUAGAGGGAUAUGUGCAGGACCAAAUCCCUGGCGCAUCGGUGGUGGUGGAAUCAAUAGGGGCUCGAAGGUUUGGAGAUGGGUUUUCCCAAGAGGACUACACUCAGAGCGACCUAAUGAUUUAUGCAGUAGACCCCAAAACUAACAGAGCAAUAUCACGGAAUGAGCUUUACAAGUUUUUGGAUGGGAAAGUCCUGGAUAUCAACAAGCAGUUCCAGGAUUACAUUGGCCAAGGAGGGCGCAUUUUGGAAAUCCGAACCCCGGAUGUUGUAGCCAAUGUAAAGAAACAAGCGCAAGCCGUGGGCUACACAGAGGGAGCCUUACUUGCCCUUGCCAUUAUUAUCAUUCUCUGCUGCAUCCCCGCCAUCAUGAUUGUUAUGGUCAGCUACCGACAGUUUAAGGAGAGACAAGCUGAGUGUGCAAAGACAGCAAGGAUCCAGAUGGCAUUACCAACAGGCAAACCAUCAACUCCUGCUGCCAAUAAUCUGUAUGAAGAGUUGGGUGGCAGCACUAUGCGUGGAUAUGCUCGUCAGGAGCAACAACAAUUACUGAGACCUUCUCUUCUAAAGCCUGAGGAACUGUCCAUGGAGUCAGGAAUUGAUCCUGGUCAAGAAUUUUAUGGCCAAGACUACUAUGGCUAUGAACAUGGGUAUGAACUGCCACAAUAUGGAAGUCGCCGCAGAUUACUGUCACCAGCUGGCAUGUAUGAAGACUAUGGGGAAGUGGUCAUGGAGAAUGAUGGAGGAUAUUACUACAGCCCACAUGGGCCUGGAACAGAAGGCGAUGUAAGUAACACUACUAUAAUUCCAGCCCGGGUCUCUUCAAGGAGAGGGAGAGGACAGGGUCCUCCCAUGGGUAGAGGUAUAGCAGGCCGACCUGGAUCACCUAGAGCUAGUGUGCAAGGUGUAGCUAGGAGCAGUCAGGGGAAGAAAAAGCUCAAAGCAGUUAUGCAAUUAAGCCGACUGGCAGUCAGUGCUCAAAAGUCUUCUGAGCCUGCAGAUGGUUUGCAUCAUUCUCCAUGGAAAAAAGCAAGAAUAUUUCCAAUGAUCCUUAAAAAACGAAAAAGCAGUGGGAAAGAAUAUGCAAAACUGGUCUCUGCACGUCAAACUGAUGGUGAGGAUAGCAUGGUUAUUAAAGGAAGUUAUUUCCAAAAGUCAGCUGAUGGACCUGCCGCAGUAAGAAAGUUUGACCGUGCUAUUAAACGGAUCACUGUUGCCCGGAAACUUCAGGGAGGCAGAAGAUCACAGAGCUCCUCUGCUAAAACAUCUAUAGCUGAAAGUGAACAUGAUGAAGAUGAAACUGAAGUUAGUGAGUCUGAAAGAGAGGAUAGCAAAUCUGGGGUUUCCAUUACCGUCACAGCAGAAAGUGAAUCUGAAGAAAGUGAAAGUUCAGAGGAGGAGCAGGAUGAAAAGGCAUCAACAUUGUCAGAUGAAUCUUCGAUGAAAGGUAGUAGCGCUCCUUCUCAAACAGAAGAUAAAGAUUAUUUGAAAGUGACCCUAGAUCGGGAUGACGCUAAUGAAAGUACUGUAGACUCAGAUGAAGAAAGAGAUGAAAUUGAUGAAUCAGAGGAUGAAACUCAGUCCACUUCGAAGUCUGUUGUUAGCAAACCAGAUGAAACAGAAGAAGAGAGUUCUGAAGAUGAAGGUUCUAAAAAGUCAGAAACAUCUGACUCCCAAGGAGGCGCUUCAGAAUCAGAGGCAGAAGAAUCAGAAGCAAAAACAUCCAAGAGAAGUUCUGAGAGAGAGUCUGCAAGUAGCAGGCGUGAGAGUGACAUUUCCAGUGUGGUUAGUGGAAAAAGUGAUGAGGUGAGUGGAGAAUCAUCUAGAGCAAGUGAUAGAAGCAGUUCAAAAUCCAGUUACAGGUCCAAGAAAUCAGCUGUUGAUAGUGAAAUAAAAAGUACUAUAGAAGAAGGCACAGAGGAAGAAUCACAGUCAGAAGAAGAAGAGGAGGAAGAAGAAGAAGAAGAAGAAAAUGAAGGAGAGAAAGAGGAUAAAAGUAAAGAAAGUGACACUGAGAGUCAAAGAGAAACAGAUGACAACAUGAGUCGUACUUCUGCCUCAAGAAAAUCUGUUGAUAGUCAAAUGAGUCAAAGUAAUGCAGAAAGUAAUGAUGAUGAUGACAGUGAUAAAGAUGAAGAAGAAGAUGAAGAAAAUAAUGAUACUCAUUCUGCAGUUAGCCGUGAAGCAGAUAGCACUAGUAAGCAAAGUGCUAGCAUUAUACCCAGUCAAGAAGAAGACAAUGUAUCAGAAGCCUCUCUGGAAUCUGAUGCACAGAAUUCCAGUGGCAGUAUUGCCAAGAAUAAAAGGAUAAAAUUUGUUGUGGAUCGGGAAUAUGAAACCAGUUCAACUGGGGAGGAAAGCGCCCCUGAAUCUCAGAAGAGCCAACUCAGUCACCCAAACAUUCAAAACAACAUCAAUGGAAAUAUAUAUAUUGCACAAAAUGGGUCUGUGAUUAGAACCAGGCGUUCUUGUCUCACCAAUAAUUUAAAAAUAUCUUCACCUUUGAGAUUAGGAAAGCAAUUAAAAAAAUUGGACUUUUUGGGAGUGACACACGAGGAAAAUAUUCAGUUGAGCACUUUGUCUAAAGAGGCCCCUAUUAAACUAAACUCAAAGCCUUCGUGUAUAUCUCUGGCCUCUAACAAUGCCAUGGCCAAAAACAUAACAUUCAAGCCAGGAGAACAUAAAUUAAAAAGCACAGAAGAACAAGAGUCCGUUGUUGAUAAUAAUGAGGAUGUCAAAGAACACAGUGAUCAAACACAAUCAGAUGAAGAAGAGCUAUGGAUGGGGCCUUGGAACAAUCUUCACAUACCAAUGACAAAACUAUGACCUUUUUUUAAAAAAACUGAUUCAAUUUCUAAAAGACUGCACUUUCUAUGAUCACAGAUGAAAAAAUAUAUAAUUAUUUUAUUGUGCACAUUUUACUUUAUUUCAUUUACAAGUAACAAAAUAUUGCACUUCAAUUUUUUAUGUUUAAUUACUUUUUCCCCAUGACUUUUUUUGACUGGUUAAUCAUUGGGCAACAUUGUGAUCCCAGAUUAAAUUAGGACACUCACGGGGCUUUAAUGGUUUAAUUUACUGUAUAAGUUAAUACUAAAAUGCAUAAUUGCUUUUUUAAAAUAUUUUCUUAAAAUAGCAACCUAUUACCAAUUUUAAAUGAUUUUACCAAAACUCUGUAUCAACUGCCUAACACACUGUACUUGUGUUUUUACUGUGCACAGUAAAUUGAGAGAACAAAUUUCUCUUUGUUUGUUACUUUUGGAUUGUGGCUUCUCGCGUGGAUAAAGAAAAAGAGAGUGGUGGAGAAAAAAAUGCUAAGACCGUUUCCAAACUACAAAAUUUGAGGUUGCAUUUUUUGUCAUGAUUCUAUAAAACUGUGACCAAAAAAUGUUGACUGCAUUCCCAAUCAGGUUUUUUCGCUCAAAUGUUCAAGAUUUAUUACACAGUAAACCUUGAAAAACUUGACUUGAAAACUUCUAAAUCCUGAAGACAUGCCAACGGCAAGUGUAUUUUCAGCAUCUGCAAAAAUUUAUACAAAUUUUUUUAACACAGUUGAAAUUUUACAGCCUCACUAAAAAUUAUUUUUAAAAAAUAAAAUUUCUGGUUAAUCACAAUCUCUGAUCAAAUUUUGUGGUUUUGGCUAUAGCUUUUUUACAUGUAAUUUAAAUCUUAAUAAGUCAGCCUCUGGGAGGCUUUUCACAUUUUACCCUUGAAUAGUCACGUUCAGGUUUUGUUGCAAAAAAUACUUUUACAUUGUUCUAUUCAUUUUCAGUGAAGCUGGAAAUCUUGGAUGAUUUAAUAAAUUGGGAAAAUAAAUUGUAACACUAUUUUGAAUUUUCCCAUUAACUUGUAUAGAACUUUGCCAGUUUUUACUUGCCAAGUUUUUUAGUUAAAACAGCCAGAUGAUUCCAACCAUGGCAACAUUUUAUUGAGAACUCAAGGUCAUAUCUAUUAAAUCCUUUGACAGAAGCCCAAAAAAGUGAGGCAUGCACAAUCUAAGUAAACCAAUGAUUAUAUAUGGCAUAAUUAGGUUCAAUGCCCUAUUUUUGGAUGAUCAACUUUGAUGCAAUCAGAUCAUUUUAGGAGCCAGAAAUCCACAUGAUAAUGCAGUACAGUUGAAAGUCAGACUGCAUUAAUUUUUAGCCUAUCAAAAAUUACUAAAAAAGGAUGCAGUUGUAGAAUCCAUGGCUAUUCAUUUCUCUGUUCUUUUGUACUCAGAAUAUUUUAUAUAUCUGCUGUUGAGGUUUUAUGGUUCAGGACUUCCCAUUUUAUGUUAUGUUAUUUGCUAUGACAGAGAAGAAUGACAAGGGAUACCAUUUGUAAGCAAAUAUACUAUAUAUGGGAAAAGCCCAGUGAUUAUCUUUACUCAUACUUCAUGGUUGGUUACCAAACUAUAAUUCAGUCUCAGGGAUUUUUUUAGCUACUCUAGCCAUAUGUUACUGCACUAAAAUUGUUUUAGAAAGGAGAAAUGUCCCAGUACUAACUCCAUACACCAUUGGAUUAUUUUUGUGUGAAAGGGAUUACUCCUUAUGCGGUUCCUUUAAUAUAUCGCUGUCUACAGAAUUUUGCAAGAAUUAGUACAAUGGAAACACACACAACUUAAUUUGUAUAAUUUAUUUUUCCUAUCUGCCUGAAGAAGAGAACCUGUUGAAAGCUAGGCUGACAAUUUUUGAAGAACUCAGUAACUACGGAAAAACGUACACAUUUUUGUCGAUUGUUGAAGCUAUAUAAUUUUGACUGACCUAACUGAAUUGCUUUCAUUAAUGCAUAUUUUUGUCAAAUAUGGAUUGAAAAUAGUGCAAAAAUGUUUUUGUUGAAAUUAACUUUUUUUCUUAGAAAAAACAAUGUUAUUU